AUGAAACUCACUAAUCUCGCCUGCUCUCCGUGGCCACGGAUGCUGCAAUGCGCGCUCUUCUGCGUCUUGAGCCUUGAUCUGCGUCUCGGCGCUGCUCGCUCAGAUUCCAAGGUGUUUCUGAUUUACAACAGCAGGCUGCAGGGCUGCUUGGAGACCAAGGACACCCUGGUGAAGGUCUCUAAACCCUGCAACGUCAGCGCCCCAGCCCAGCAGUGGAAAUGGGUCUCCCGGAACCGACUCUUCAACCUCGGGACCAUGCAGUGCCUCGGGGUCUCCUGGCAGGGCAUCAACUCCACCGCGGCGGUGCAGUCCCUGGCCACCUACGAGUGCGACCGCGAGUCCGUCAACAUGAGGUGGAGCUGCCGGAGCUUAGGGGAGCAUCUCUCUCAGUAUCUGAACGCCAAGGCAGGGAACCUAUCCCUGGCUCCUGCCGAGAGAGGAGAUCAGGCACGCGGCGGGCAGUGGAGCGUCUACACCACCCAUGAAGAUUUGUGCUCCAGCCCCUACUCUGAAAUUUACACCAUCCAAGGCAAUUCCCACGGGAAGCCCUGCACCAUCCCCUUCAAGUACGACAACCAAUGGUUCCACGACUGCACCAGCACGGGCCGGGAGGAUGGGCAUCUGUGGUGCGCCACCACGCAGGAUUAUGGCAAAGAUGAACGAUGGGGCUUCUGUCCCAUUAAGAGCAACGACUGCGAGACCUUCUGGGACAAGGAUCACCUGACCAACAGCUGCUACCAGUUCAACUUCCAGUCCACCCUGUCCUGGCGGGAGGCGUGGAGCAGCUGUGAGCAGCAGGGGGCCAACCUGCUGAGCAUCACCGAGAUCCACGAACAGACCUACAUCAACGGGCUGCUGACAGGAUACAGCUCCACCCUCUGGAUCGGGCUCAAUGACUUGGACAUGAACGGGGGCUGGCAGUGGUCCGACAACUCGCCCCUGAAGUACCUCAACUGGGAGAGCGACCAGCCUGACAAUCCCAGCGAAGAAAACUGCGGGGUGAUCCGGACGGAGUCCUCGGGGGGCUGGCAGAACAGGGACUGCAGCAUCGCCCUGCCCUAUGUUUGCAAGAAGAAACCCAAUGCCACCUCCGAUCCGUUCACGACAGACUCCUGGUCGGAGGUGAAGGUUGAUUGUGAGCCUACCUGGCAGCCCUUCCAGUCCAGUUGCUACCGGCUGGUUGGCGAGAAGAAGAGCUGGCAAGACGCGAAGAAGACCUGCUUGCGCGGCGGUGGGGACCUGGUGAGCAUCCACACGCUCUCCGAGCUGGAGUUUGUCACCAAACAGAUCAAGCAAGAUGUUGAGGAGCUCUGGAUUGGCCUGAACGACCUCAAGCUGCAGAUGAAUUUUGAGUGGUCAGAUGGGACGCCGGUGAGGUUCACAUACUGGCACCCCUUUGAGCCCAACAACUUCCGAGACAGCCUGGAGGACUGUGUGACCAUCUGGGGACCGGAAGGGAGGUGGAACGACAGCCCGUGUAACCAGACGCUGCCCUCCAUCUGUAAGAAGCCCGGCCGGGUGAGCCAGCGGGGAGAGGAGGAGGAGGACCACGGCUGCAGGAAGGGCUGGAAAUGGCAUAGCCCCUCCUGCUAUUGGCUAGGAGAAGACCGUGUGACCUACAGCGAUGCACGGAAGAUGUGCAGUGACUACAAGGCCACCCUCGUCACCAUCACCAACAGGUUUGAGCAGGCGUACGUCAGCAGCCUCAUCUAUGGUUGGGACAGUGAGUAUUUCUGGACGGCGCUGCAGGACAUCAACAAAACGGGCGCUUUCCGCUGGCUGAGUGGCGACGAGGUCAUGUACACCCACUGGAACCGCGACCAGCCCGGUUACAACAAAGGCGGCUGCGUUGCCCUGGCCACGGGGAGCUCCAUGGGGCUAUGGGAGGUGAAGAACUGCAGCACAUUCAAGGCCAAAUACAUCUGCAGGCAGAACCUGGGCACCCCGGUGAACCCCGAGUUACCAGCCCCAUACCCGACGCCCAGCCUCACCGGCUCAUGCCCCCAGGGAUGGAGCUCGGACCCCAAGCUCCGACACUGCUACAAGGUGUUUAACUACGACAAGCUGCAGGACAAGAAGACCUGGAUUCUGGCCCAGCUGUUCUGCCGUGAGCUGGGGGCGCACCUGCUCAGCCUGGGCAGUUACGAGGAGGAGCAUUUUGUGGCCAACACCCUGAACAAGAUCUUCGGCGAAUCGGAACCGGAGAUCCAUGAGCAGCACUGGUUCUGGAUCGGCUUGAACCGGCGGGAUCCUGGAGCAGAGAGGAGCUGGAGGUGGAGCGACGGCCUCGGGUUUUCCUACCACAACUUUGACCGCAGUAACCAUGACGAUGACGACAUCCGUAACUGUGCCGUGCUGGACCUGGCGUCCUUGCAGUGGGUGCCCAUGCAGUGUGAAUCACAGCUGGACUGGAUCUGCAAACUGCCCAAAGGUGCUGAUGUGAAGGAGCCAGAGAUCCCCACCCAAGGCAGCAAAGAGUGGGUGAAAUAUCAGGACGCAGAAUACAAAUUCUUUGAGCAUCACUCGACCUGGGUGCAGGCCCAGCGGAUCUGCACCUGGUUUCAAGCCGAGCUGGUGUCGGUUCAUAACCAAGCCGAGCUGGAUUUUUUGGGCCAGAGCCUGAAGAAGUUCUCCAGGGGCCAGGAGCAGCACUGGUGGAUCGGGUUGCACACCUAUGAAAACGACGGGCGAUUCAAGUGGUCCGACGGCUCCCUCCUGAACUUCAUCUCCUGGGCGCCGGGCAAGCCGCGGCCAAUCAGCAAGGAGAAGAAGUGCGUGUACGUGACGGCCAGCAGAGAGGACUGGGGGGACCAGAAGUGUCUAACUGCUCUGCCGUAUAUCUGCAAACGGAGUAACACCACUGCUGUGAAGCCCUCUCUGCCACCACUGCCCACGCCCGUUCCUGGCGGCUGCGCACGGGGCUGGAUCCCGUUCAUCAACAAGUGUUUCAGCAUCAAGGGCCACGACAAGGCCGAGCAGGUGAAGUGGCAGGAAGCGAAGCAAGCGUGUGAGAGCCAGGGCGCCGUGCUGGCCACCAUCUCCAACCACCUAGAGCAAGCUUUUAUAACCUCCAUCCUUCCCAAUGUGACCUUUGACCUUUGGCUCGGCCUCCACGACGCCAAGCAGGAGUUCCAGUGGGUGGAAUCGGAACCUCUCCGAUACGUCAACUGGGCCCCAGGGGAGCCCUCCGGGUACGGCACCUCCACAGCGAACGACAAACCGACUAACUGCGUGAUGGUUUGGCACGGCUCCCCUCCCCACUUCACUGGCCGCUGGGACGACAGGAACUGCCUGGAGGAGACGCACGGCUACAUCUGCCAGCGGAGCAUAGACCCAGCUCUGAGCUCAUCCCGGACCAGCUACCCCCCGUCCCCCAGCUCCCUGCUCUCCUAUCUCAACAGCACCUACCGCAUCCUGCAGAAACCCCUGAAGUGGCAGGAGGCCCUGCUGCUGUGUGAGACCCGCAACGCCACGCUGGCCAGCGUGCUGGAUCCCUACACCCAGGCCUACCUCACCCAGGCCAUCGGCAGCUUGCGGGCCCCGCUCUGGAUCGGCCUGGCCAAUGAGGAGGGAGGCCGGAGCUAUUCCUGGCUCACAGAAGAGAGCCUCUCCUAUGUCAACUGGCAGGACGGGGAGCCUCGGCAGGUCACGGGCUGCUCCUACGUGGACGUGGAUGGGACGUGGCGGACGGCCAGUUGUGACACCAAACUGCAAGGGGCUAUCUGCAAGGUCAACACAGGGUCCCCCCGGUCACACAAGUGGAGUUACAGUGGGAGCUGCCCCAAGUCGGUGGAGGAUUCCUCCUGGAUCCCCUUCAGGAAUCACUGCUACACUUUCCACAUGGAGGUCACUCUGGGGCAGAAGGACGCCAUGAAGAGAUGCCAGAAAGCUGGCGGCACGGUGUUGUCCAUCCAGGAUGAGAUGGAGAAUGUGUUCGUUUGGGAGCAUCUCCAAGCCUACGAGAGCCAGUCCAAGGGCGCCUGGUUGGGGAUGACGUUUAAUCCCAAAGGAGGCACCUUGGUUUGGCAUGACAACACAGCCAUGAACUACUCCAACUGGGGCCAGCACGACACCGGCCCCAGCAUGCUGAGCCAGAACAGCUGCUACUGGAUCCAGAGCAGUAACGGGGUCUGGCACCUGGGCUCCUGCUCUAAUGUCACCAUGGGGGUCAUUUGUAAGAUCCCCCGAGUUGAGGAGAGCAGCUUCUCCCGAUCAGCUCUCCCGGACAACACGACCGCCAUCGCCGUGGUUGUCCUCUCAGCACUAGCGCUGUGCGCGUUGAUCGCCCUCGCCGUCUACCUGUACAAGCGCCGGCGGAGCUCCGAGCGGGGGGCCUUUGAGAGCGCCCGCUACAGCCGCACCACCUCCAACCCCAGCGAAUCUGCCGAGAAGAACAUUCUGGUGUCUGACAUGGAGAUGAACGAACAGCAAGACUAA
Emys orbicularis (European pond turtle) is the source of this 4437-nucleotide messenger RNA. RefSeq names its product mannose receptor C-type 2 (gene MRC2). The coding region runs from base 1 to 4437 and encodes 1478 amino acids. The record is from RefSeq and is a predicted model, not a curated record. The transcript is spliced from 30 exons. Gene Ontology annotation, molecular function: signaling receptor activity. NCBI's taxonomy places the organism in Eukaryota, Metazoa, Chordata, Testudines, Emydidae.